AUUUUUUAGACCAGAAAAGUUAAGGUUACCCUAAAUCUGAUGUUGCCUUUUGGCCUUUUUGUAGUUAAGAAAAAGAAGCAUUUGCUCUUUUCAUCAUUUAUUAUUCUGAGUGGUCCAAUUCAAGUACAACCCCAGUAGUCAGUAGGUAGCUACUCUUCAGCAGUUAAUUGGCCCUUGACUGAUUCAACAACUUUCAAUCAUUCACAUAUGAGGGAAAAAGAUAACCACAAAUUUGUUCACUUUCCAUUGCCAACUCAAGAAAAAUUUGUUGUAGAAUUCCAUUGAAAAAUUUACAGUUUUUCCAGUUUCCAGUACAAUGGCUAGCUCAAUUUUCAGCUCAAACACAAGUGAGCAGAGAUGGGUUGAUCAGCUAAACCAGCAUUUCACUAUUUAUGUUGAAAAUCCUCCAUCCAUCUUCCAAGUUCCUAAGAUUGUCAGUGAUACAAAUCCAGAAGCCUAUUCACCACAGAAAGUUGGGAUUGGAGCAUUUCAUCAUUUGCGUCCUGAUCUUGAAGAAAUGCAGAGCGAAAAACUCGAGGCCGUGAAGGGAUUUUUAAGCCCAGAACAAUAUCAGAACUUCAAGAGCUUGAUUGUUGAUAAGGAGAACAACAUUCAACCUGAUGACAGGGACUUAACAGAGGAUAUUUUGAUGAUGGAGAAUCAACUGCCUUGCAUUGUCCUAAAGGAAAUCAAUAAGUCCUUGAAUACCCCUCCAAACGAAGGUAAAAAGGAUGAAAUUGAGGAUGGUUUCGAAAACAUGGAUGAGAAAUUGUUCGCAGAAAUGGUGUCAUUCUGCGAAUCGCAUUCUCCGCUUGACCUUGUAAACUCUGGACAAAUGAGUGUUUUUGGUGGUACAAAAUACCUUCAUAUUCUUGAUGUAAUGUAUAAUUUGAUGAUUUAUACAAUGUCUUCUGUAGAACCGGUUGUGUUUUUCUCGGCCGAGGCCGGUUUUCCUGGUGGAAUUAAACAGGUUGCCCAAGUUGCAGGGGAUUUAACAGGGCUAAAGCCUCUGCUGUUGCUGGCAAAUUUGCCAUUGGAGGAAUUCUUUGGCCUGUUGAAAAAGAAGGAUAAUGCCAAUGGCAUUGAGAACUCUUCAAUACAGGAGAUCAACAUUCCUUCAGCUUCUCAACUUCAUCGAGCUUUGAAAAUCCAGUUUAAGAAAAGGGCUGCAGGAUUUUCGGCCAAUGCAGUGAAAUACGAGGAGCAGAAUCGAACCCUGUACCUGCCAGUGAUCAGAUUGAACACUGACUCUGAAGCCAUUUUAAGAAACUUGGUGGCCUAUGAAUUAGCAUCAGGUUCUAACAAUGUGAUUUCCAGUUACCUGGAUUUCAUGUGCGGGAUAAUUGACACUGCUGAAGAUGUCGAAUUUCUCAAGGCGAAUGGAAUAAUCGAAUCGCCACUUCCAAGUGAGGAAAUCGCGAAAAUUUUCAACGGGAUGAAUAAAUCUAGUGGGAUGGAGGCUGAUUUUGAAGGGAUUGUCGAGAAGUUGAAUGAGGAUUAUGAAAACACUUUCCGGGUCAAAUGUUGGAGUUUCAUAAAUGAUCAUUUGGUUCCAUCUGAGGCAACUGCGAAGCUGAUUCUUGGAAUAUUGCUGAUUUUGCUGCUUACAUUGCAAGCAUUUUGCCAGGUUUAUGGUUGCAGCGCCCGUUGGUUUGGGAAGAUCAGCUCCAUCUAAUUAUGACAAGGACGACGAUUUGCUGUCAAAACCUCAUUAGUUCGAUCUAAUUCAGCAAGAAAGAUAAGGGGAAAAAAGGGUUCUAUUAAUUAGGAUUUGUUCAUGAGUAUUACCAAUAAUAUCCAAUGUUAAUGAAUGAGUUCCUGUUAAAGAGAGAUGAUGUUAUAGAUAAUCGUCAUGAAAAGGAGAUAAUUAAGAAGAGUCCUUGUUUAGUUUUAAUAGAUAGAUUGGAAUAAUAAAUUGAUAGGUUUAAUUUAUUUCAUUAUUAUCUAGUAGUAAAAAUAGUUUAGUUAUCAUGUGUAAACAACCUAUAAAUAGGCUUUUAUCUCAGUAUUUUAAAUUUAAGCCAGACACAAUGUAGCCUUCAAAGUAUCUUUUCUCUCAUUUAUUUUUUAAUUGUUCUUCAAAUUCUCAUUUUCUUCUUGGUAUCAGAGCAGGUU
Messenger RNA from Oldenlandia corymbosa var. corymbosa, 2115 nucleotides. NCBI's taxonomy places the organism in Eukaryota, Viridiplantae, Streptophyta, Magnoliopsida, Gentianales, Rubiaceae. The record is from the annotation of a GenBank genome assembly.